UGAAAUGUUCACCAGAAGGUAAUAUUCAGGCAGUUCUGUUCUCUCGGUAGGUAAGCGCGUGUGUUUGUUUACACAGAGCCGUUAUCGACGAGGUUAUCGGACUCUCCAAAUGCAACUAAAUUAGAUAAAAAUGUUAAUCGACUUAAUCAAAAUGAGGUAUCGGGUUUUAAUCGCGUCACUUUGCUUUUUCUCUUCGAGCGAAUGUUUCUUGACUGAAAAUCCGAAUGUAACUUUAAUUCCGAGUACUUCGACUCAAAUCGUCACGGAAAGCAAGACAGACUUGGUUGGCAACAGUCCGGUCACUUCUCCGGUGCCAAUGACAACAUCAGCAAAUUUCAACCUAAAUACCACGACGGAAAUCAGUGAAUCACGGCCACAGUAUCCGCCUUUGCACCGAAUUCUCACACCUAUUGAAGAAAAAAUUCAAGCACUUGCCUGCGAUGUGCCCGUUUUACCUACGGAAUAUCGCAUCUGGAAGGGAAACGAGACACACGAGCUUUUAUUGCCGAUAACGGUCCCGACGGACUGUUCUCAAACGUCGGUGGGAUCUAAGAAGUUGGGUCAAGGGAAUUCGACUGAACCUAGUGUACUGAAUACUACUGAAACAUCGAAUUGCCCUCAUUCUACGACGCUGAGUUGGGACGGCUCAAUCGAGAUACAAAGUGGAGAUGUUCUUUUAGUCCGAAUUGAUGAUUCUCAUCUCAUUCAAUAUAACACAAUUAUGAACCAGGGCAACGACACUGACCACAGUUUAAGCAGGUUAAUGCACGAACCAACGACCGCUGUUUAUCAAGUGACCAGAACGGGACACGACCAUUGCGAUGUCACUGAAGGAAUUUUACUAGACAUCACUCCUUUAAAAGUGGAUAACCAGAAAGUCGUUACGUUGUACGACAAGGAUUUAACGUUGGGUAUCAAUCUUCUUAUUGUUGUCUCGGAAUUGUGGGGGAAUCAGUGUAUUCGAUUGAAAGUCACUGUGAAAUCUGACAACUGUGGGGAGAACGAAGACUGCUCUGGCAAAGGCAUCUGUUAUUCCAACGAUUCGAUGGAUGGAUAUGAGUGCCAAUGCUGUCUUGGUUUCGUCGGCCAACAUUGCGAAGAACAAGAUGCUUGUUAUCCUUCUCGGUGCAAAAAUAACGGAAUCUGUGUAGAUAUAUCUCAAGGACAUGAAGGAUCGACUUUUCAAUGCCUGUGUCCUUAUGGUUAUACGGGGAAAACGUGCGAAGAUCAAACAAAUGCUUGCCUAUCGAUGCCUUGUCAGAACGGCGCUACGUGCAUCGGGAAUGUCACCCAGUUUAAAUGCGAGUGUCUUAUGGGAUUUUCAGGACCGUUGUGCCAACAUAGUCACAACGAUUGCGAAUCCUCACCUUGCGUCCACGGGAUAUGUGUCAAUCAAGAAGAAGGGUAUAAAUGCUUUUGCCAGCCAGGAUUCACUGGAACUCACUGCGAGUACGAGUAUAAUGAAUGUCAAUCGUCUCCGUGCACAAAUGGGGGCACUUGUACUGAUCACGUGGGACAUUAUACGUGUAGUUGUGGCCGGGGCUUUACUGGGAGGAGGUGUCACAUAAAGGUGGACCUCUGCCAACCCAAUCCUUGCCCUGAGCCACGUUAUUGCGUGGACCACGGCAAUAACUACUCCUGUGAGUGUCCUAAAGGCUAUUCUGGCCGCGAUUGUUUGAUUCCAUCUCGAGCGGCUUGCAGCACCAAUCCUUGCACGAACGGGGGAACUUGCUGGAGUAACAUGGACUCAUUUUAUUGUGCUUGUAAACCCGGGUACACUGGCAAAACUUGCGAAGAUGAGUUCGUUGUUGAAACAAUAACGAACGUUGAUACUAUCAACAAAGAGAAUGAACUCGAUCUACAAAUGCCGAUCUCUAUUCAUCUUGAUCAUCUGCAUAAUGUUUAUAUCGCUGCUGGAACGUUAGUCUGCGCCUUUGUUAUUGUGGCACUUAUCGUGACAGUUUGCCACUGCCGGGUGAACAAAACGUAUAAGCGUUUUAUUUCGCGGGCGAAUCCGUUGUGGGGUUGCAGGAAGAGGGUGUCCCAGCCGUCGGCCACGACCAAUAGCGAAUGGUUCAGCGGGAAGGACAAAGCGGCAACGGCAACUCCUAGUCGCAGUUUACCGUCGUUGGACGCAACUGAUAUGUACUACACUCUAGAUUUCAGCGAGAGUCAAUGCUCGCCAUUGAUCCAGUAAAUGGCUUGAAAUUGUAGAUUUUGUAAGCCGUUUUACUAAAGUUUAUUUCGAUAUUAUAUUCAGUGUUAUUUGUGUUACUUGUAGCUUUUUUCUGUGGAAUCAUCGCUGCAUUUACUCGUUACCCUGAUGCACCAACAAAAUUUAUUGCCGUUUCUACACGUUUAUUACGUAUUUAUAUGUACAUACAUACAAAUAAAGAACGAAUUUGCUGUAUGAGAUACUCACGUGUUAAUUGAAUCGAUUUAGAGACAAAAAGUUGUUUUGUUAUAGUUUUAAAGUUAACAUUGCUCAAAGUGCUUUGUAAAAUUUUGAUAGUAGUCGCUGAGCACAAAAAGACAGAAAGUACCUAAUUGUUAGAUUUUUUGACAUGUGCUCAACCUAGUCUUAAUAAGUAUUUGCAUUUUGUAGCAAACAUUUACAAACUAAGGUUUUAUAGUCUCGAAUGCUUUUAUUUGCUGAUGCAGAAUCGAAGUGUUGUAAAGUAUGAACCUAACCGAACCUAACCUAACCAUGUGCCAAAUAUAGGAUGUAUGUAGUUUAAGUAUCACCUGUAUCUGGACUCUAUCAUAUAAAUGGGGCUUUAAAAAUUGUUACUGUAAAUAAAACUUAUUAUGUAGAUGUUUCUACUUUCCACAGUGCAAUGUCAUUCCAUCCAUAUAAUCAAUCACUUAUUCAUCACCAAAUCUGUUUUUAAAAUAUGAUAUUGGAAAUUUCCUGUUUCUAAUAAAGUAUGUCUAAAA
Tribolium madens (black flour beetle) is the source of this 2937-nucleotide messenger RNA. RefSeq names its product delta and Notch-like epidermal growth factor-related receptor. Gene Ontology annotation, biological process: establishment or maintenance of epithelial cell apical/basal polarity; heterophilic cell-cell adhesion. The transcript is spliced from 13 exons. Gene Ontology annotation, cellular component: plasma membrane; protein-containing complex. The record is from RefSeq and is a predicted model, not a curated record. Gene Ontology annotation, molecular function: calcium ion binding. Lineage: Eukaryota; Metazoa; Arthropoda; Insecta; Coleoptera; Tenebrionidae. Bases 131 to 2197 code for a protein of 688 amino acids.